Molecule: messenger RNA, 1026 nt
Organism: Adineta steineri
Lineage: Eukaryota; Metazoa; Rotifera; Eurotatoria; Adinetida; Adinetidae
Source: the annotation of a GenBank genome assembly
AUGUCCUACUUAAUAAAUAAUAGUUUUAUAUCAAAUGCUACAAAUGAUAUUGAACAAGAACUUUUAUUGGAUCCAAUAAUUCCAUCUAGUCCAGUACAAUUUUGGACAUUUCUUAUUUUUCAAGUUCCAUCUCUUGCUUGUACAAUCUUUCUCCUCUUUCAUUUAUUAUCCGAUCGAAAAUUACGUACAGCGUUACAUAACCAUAUUGUUAUUAUUUUACUUCUUCUUACUCUUUGUAUUGAAAUAUUCGAUAAUCCAUUAUAUAUGGAUGCUUAUCGUUUGGGUGGAUAUAGAAACUCAUUUCCCUUGACACCAUCUAUUUGUCUUAUGUGGUGGUUGAUUGAUUAUGGAUUCUAUGGUGCUAUAUCAGUAUUUCUUGCAUGGGGCUCAUUUGAACGUCAUAUUCUUAUUUUUCAUCAACAGUUAUUUCGAACUCAAAAACAAAAGUUCUACAUACAUUAUCUUCCUUUAAUAAUCAUUUCAAUCUACAUUUUUGGAUUCUAUAUAUUUGUAAUAUAUUUUCCACCAUGUGUAAAUACAUUUGAUUAUACAUCACCAUCAUGUGGAUCAUCUCCAUGCUAUGAGGAUAUAUCAUUUCUUAAUUCAUGGGAUUAUAUUGUCAAUGAAAUCAUUUGUACAUUUCUUGAAACAGUAUUUAGUAUUGGUCUUUUAGUUCGUGUUCUAAUACAGAAACGUCGUAUUCGUCAACCAAUAAGUUGGCGCAAACAUCAAAAGAUGGCAUUUCAAAUUUUAUCAAUGUCAUUUUUAUCAUUAACAAUAAUCUUUCCUCAAUCAUUAAUUUUUGUUGUACGGCAAGUCGGUGGAGAAAACAUGAAUAAUUUUGCAUCUGGUGUUGACCCAUAUUUCUUUUACUUAUAUACAUUUGUAGUAUUUCUAUUACCAUUUACAUGUCUCAGCUGUUUACCAGAAGUUUGGCCAAAAUUCUUAUUUGUUAAAUCAAAACAACAAACUAAAGGUGCAGAAAUCCGAAAAGCAGCAUAUCGAUGUGAAUUGCAACGGUGGUAA